Messenger RNA from Lottia gigantea (owl limpet), 762 nucleotides. RefSeq lists its product as hypothetical. The coding region runs from base 1 to 762 and encodes 253 amino acids. The record is from RefSeq and is a predicted model, not a curated record. Gene Ontology annotation, molecular function: signaling receptor activity. Lineage: Eukaryota; Metazoa; Mollusca; Gastropoda; Lottiidae. The transcript is spliced from 4 exons.
AUGAAAGGACAGAAUAAUGUCAGGAAAAGCGUGUCUACUAUGAUACAAGAAGACGGCUCUGGCGCUAAAGAAUACCUCAAUAAACCAAUAUGGACAUUCAAAGCUACAGAGAAUUUUGCUUGGCAGAAGGAUUCGGGGUCUUGUUGUCGAGAUUUUGAGAGGUUGAAUGAAUCAGUAACAAGUAUGUUAAUUCGAGUAACCGAUCUAGAAGCUCAAAAUAAAAGACGGGAAAUCAAAUCUCGUCGACUGGAAAAAGAAAUGCAGAGAUUACGAAAACUAACCAUACCUCCAAAGUGUCCACAAGGUUUCAAGCCGAGCAGACAUAGUUGUUAUUUAUUAGUUAAAAAUGAAAAAACUAAGCGGAAUGCUGCUCGUUACUGCAGACGUAAAUCUUUUUCGCAUCUGGUCAGAAUUCAGAGUGAGGGUGAAAUAGAAAGACUGACCGACUAUCUCGAGAAAGAAAAUGAUGUUCCAUCAACACUAUAUACAGUAGGGUAUUUAAAUGGUAGUUUGACGGCUGGUACGCUUGCUGGUGAUGCUCAUUGGGUAUGGAGUAAUUCAGAACCUAUCAAAUUUUCUCAGUGGAACAAACUAGGUCAUCUGCCUGCAAACGAUGUGUGGGACCGAACGGCGACUUGUGUGGUUUUAGUUAAAACGGAGAAUGGAUGGGUUCUGAAAAGUGAAUACUGUAAAGAAAAUAGAGCGUUUAUAUGUGAAAAACGAAAAGUGCGAUCGAGUCGGCCGAGGAGAAUAAUACAUUGA